UUUUCCCCGUCGCCUUUGGGGAACUUCUCCACGCUCAGGAACAAAGCGGCGUGGGGCAGCUGGCAGGAACCGAGACCCACUCCCAAACUUGCGGCCUGCGCGCCCCAGCGCGAGCCUCGCCUCGCCUCGCUUCCUGCUGCCGGCCGCCUCCUUCCCCCACCUCGCCUCCGCCCCGCUGCUACUUAGGUCUCCGCGGGACCCGGCGCGCGCGGCCGAGGCUGCGGCGGGCACGCGCGCUCCACGCCGGGUCCUUGGCCAAUCAGCACGGAGCCCAAGGCGCCGCCGCGCGCGAGCCGAAGCCCGGGCGGCUCCUCCCGUGGAGAGCCGAACCGGACCGAGCCGAGCCGAGCCGAGCCAAGCCGAGCCGGGGGCGCAGAGCGCGGGAGGCGGCGGUGCGGAGCCCAGGCAGCUCUGCUGCUGAUGGAAGUGCUCCGGCCUGGCUGAUGAAGUUGGUCCACACACCAUGUCAUCAUGUGUCUCUAGCCAGCCCACCAGCGACCGGGUGGCCCUCCAGGAUGAGCUGGGAAGUGGGGGCGGCAGCCGGGAAGGCCAGAAGCCCUGUGACGCACUGCGGGGACUCUCAUCCUUAAGCAUCCACUUGGGCAUGGAAUCCUUUGUCGUGGUCACGGAGUGUGAGCCAGGCCAGGGUGUGGACCUCAGCCUGGCCCGAGACCAGCCCCUGGAGGCCGAUGGCCAGGAACUCCCCCUCGAUGCCUCGGAAACUGAGUCACGGUCCCUGCUUUCUGGUCGCAAGCUGUCUCUGCAGGAUCGGUCCCAGGGCGGGCCGGCCUCCAGCAGCAGCCUGGACAUGAACGGCCGCUGCAUCUGCCCAUCCCUGCCCUACUCCCCAGGCGGCUCGCCUCAGUGCUCUCCCCGGAUGCCCCGGCGGCCCACCGUGGAGUCACACCACGUCUCCAUCACCGGUUUGCAGGACUGCGUGCAGCUGAAUCAGUACACCCUGAAGGAUGAAAUCGGAAAGGGCUCCUACGGUGUUGUCAAGCUGGCCUACAAUGAAAAUGACAAUACUUACUACGCGAUGAAAGUGCUAUCCAAAAAGAAGCUGAUCCGACAGGCCGGCUUCCCACGUCGUCCCCCACCUCGAGGAACUCGCCCAGCUCCUGGGGGCUGCAUCCAGCCCCGGGGCCCCAUCGAGCAGGUGUACCAGGAAAUCGCCAUCCUCAAGAAGCUGGACCACCCCAACGUGGUGAAGCUGGUAGAGGUCCUGGAUGACCCUAACGAGGACCAUCUGUACAUGGUGUUUGAAUUGGUCAACCAAGGGCCUGUGAUGGAAGUGCCCACCCUCAAGCCACUGUCUGAAGACCAGGCCCGGUUCUACUUCCAGGAUCUGAUCAAAGGCAUUGAGUACUUACACUACCAGAAGAUCAUCCACCGGGACAUCAAACCUUCCAACCUCCUGGUGGGGGAAGACGGGCACAUCAAGAUCGCCGACUUCGGUGUCAGCAACGAGUUCAAGGGCAGCGAUGCCUUGCUGUCUAACACCGUGGGCACACCUGCCUUCAUGGCACCAGAGUCGCUCUCAGAGACCCGCAAGAUCUUCUCUGGAAAGGCCUUGGACGUUUGGGCCAUGGGUGUGACGCUGUACUGCUUUGUCUUUGGCCAGUGCCCUUUCAUGGAUGAACGAAUCAUGUGUUUGCACAGUAAGAUCAAGAGUCAGGCUCUGGAGUUUCCCGACCAGCCUGAUAUAGCUGAAGACUUGAAAGAUCUGAUCACCCGAAUGUUGGACAAGAAUCCAGAGUCCAGGAUUGUGGUGCCCGAAAUCAAGCUGCACCCUUGGGUCACGAGGCACGGGGCUGAGCCACUGCCGUCGGAGGACGAGAACUGCACCCUGGUCGAGGUGACUGAAGAGGAGGUCGAGAAUUCAGUCAAACACAUUCCCAGCCUGGCAACUGUGAUCCUGGUAAAGACCAUGAUUCGGAAACGCUCUUUUGGGAACCCGUUUGAAGGUAGCCGGCGGGAAGAGCGUUCCUUGUCAGCGCCCGGAAACCUGCUCAGCAAAAAACCAACCAGGGAGUGGGAGCCCUUGUCUGAGCCCAAGGAAGCAAGGCAGCGAAGACAGCCUCCGGGGCCCAGAGCCAGCCCCUGUGGGGGAGGAGGAAGUGCUCUUGUGAAAUGUGGUCCCUGCGUGGAAAGUUGGGGGGCUCCGGCCCCUGGCUCCCCACCACGCAUGCCCCCACUGCAGCCCGAGGAGGCGAUGGAGCCGGAGUAGCUGCGUGGACCACCUGACCUCGCAUGCCUGGCUGUGUGGCCCUGCACGGGGGCUGCUGCACCCUGCGUUUCCAUAGCAGCAUGUCCUACGGAAACCAAGCACGUGUGUAGAGCCUUGACUGUCAUCUCUGGUUAUCUGUUGCUUUUUGUUUUGUUUUUGUUUUUAUUGUUGCUGUUGUUUUCCUUGUGGUUUUUCUUUUUCUUUUCCUUUUUUCCCCCUUUUCCCUUUGUUGUCUAAGGGGACAAAGAAAAAAAAAAGGACUUGACUCCGUGUCGUCGACUUUGGCCGCUGGCUGGCCAGACCGGCGGGUGUGAGGAGUUGCAAACCGAAACCAACAUGCAUUUUGGGACAAUUGCUUUUUAAAAUGUUUUUAUGCCAAAAAAACACUCCCCCAACCCCCUCCAUUGUGAAUUCAGAAACAUGUCAGAUGCACCAGGUGAAUGUGUGGGGUUUGAGCUGCUGGAGACUCCUGCUGGCUGGGGCUACACUGAGGUGGGGAGGGAUUAGAAGGAUCGGUGUGACCCACACACAAACCCCAUGCCUGGGCACCUUCCAGGACCGUGGGAAGACAGGGCUAGCCCUCAGUAGCUGCAGGGAACUUUGAUGUCAUUAAUUUGUAAUGAGGACUUUUUACGUGGGUGGGUUGUUUUUGUUUUUGUUUUUAAAUGGGUAUAAUUAUAGUCAGGAAAACGACAAGGGCUUGCAGUUGGAAUGCUUGAGGGGUACUUUGCAACCCUGAAGGAGCAUUCAGCAGCUGCGGGGGUGGGGGACUGGGGGGUGGAGGUUUGCCUGGAGGGCUGAACACACCUCUUCAUGUUAGCUGCCCCAAAUGGGCUGCUGAGGUCAUCAGCUAAGCCGAUUCUCUUUGUAAAUCGGCAAACAACUUGAGGGUGGUAUUUUACUCUUUCACGUACAUUAACUAGCCAGAACUCUGGAGAAGUUCACAAGUUACACGUGGAGCUUCCGGGACCUGUGUCUCUGUGUCCCUGCUCCCUCCUUGCAGCCGUGUGACAGAGAGAUGAAGCCUGUGCCUAUAGAGUAGCGACUGUGACUGUUUAUUACCGGUGUAUUCUAGAGACUGGAAGCAUUCUUGGCUCUUCGAUACCGUCUGGUCAAUACAGUCAACAAAACAUUUCCUGUGGGCUAUUUAGGCAAGACUGUCACUCAGCUUACUUAGGCACAAAUGGCUGUCCCUAGGAUCAAAGCUUUAGUGUGACCCACAGUGACAUCAGGGUGCCAUUGUAGCGAAAAGUGUCAAAACCCAGAACGUUCCUCAGGGCAAAGGGCUUUGGUUUUUGUUUUUGUUUUUCUGUAGCCAGAAGCCUGGAGAGCAAACAGGAACUCUUUUGACUUUCAGUCCUGAUUGGAAGUUUGGUUGAAGUUUGGGUGUGACCACCCAGGGCCACAGAAGAAAAUACAAAGUUUGAGGGGGGCAUCCAGACUGGUGUCCAGUGCUUUGGUAAUGACCAUCUUGCCAGUAAUGGGGCCCAGAAGACUGCCUUCUGGCACGUGUAGAGUCCAGGCGUCCCUGGCUUCGAUCCUUGGGUUUCUUAAGCUCUUGAUUGGAGUCUAGCCAUGUUGCCUACUGUGACAUAAGCAGAAUCCGGGCAGAGACUGCAGUGUGGGGAGGGUCUGUGUGACCAAGGACUUCCUGUUGCUUUCCCUUUUUUAAAACUUAAGGAGAAACAGCCCAGUAGCCCUACCCUCUCUGGCUACAGAUGGAGUCCAGUUAGUUUGCAAUAAGCACCUUGUGUCUAAAGCUAACAAACAGGUCCUACCGCUCAGUCCCAGCCUGUCAGCCUGGACGCUGGCCUGGCUGAGCCACCUGCCUGAGGCAGGCAGGCGUUAUACGGAGCUCUACAGAACUCUUCUUGUGUUUACACAACUCUUCCGGUUUCUCCCCACCAUGGUACUGCUGCCUAGGAUGUCUUAGGAUGGCAGCUACCAGGCAGCCCCCGGCUGGUCAGGCAGAAGGAAUUGAGAGGUCUUCUGCAUGGGUACUUUUUUCUUAAAGAAACACCAAAGAAAGCUGCGGAAAGGAGUGACUUCCCCCCAACCCCCAUCCCCUGCCCUAUCCUGCCCAGCUGGAAAGUAUAGUAACUAGAGCAUUAGAGCACAAACAUUGUUUUCAAAAGUAUCAUUAGGGAGGGGAGAAGCCCUGAGUGGCUUUUCUCUACGGGCAGAUAGGAAGGCCACUGCUCCCUUUGUGGCUGGGUCACCCGUGAGUCAUGUGUAAGCAUCUUGGCCUGCACCUGCGGCCUUGAAGGAAGCACAAGCCCCCAUUCCUCUUUUUUCUGUCUUUAUUGCCUGCACCACGCGUCUCACAGGCUCCCAGACACCUUACAGGGCCCCUUGUUCUCUCUUGGGGCUGCAGAGUCUCCCUACUGGUCUGGCCUUCCCAGGGGACAGAAUUCUUAUCCUCCAACCUUUCUAGACAUAGGAUAACAUCAUCUGUGCAAGCUGACACCAGGUUGGGCCUGCAGCUCCCGACCAUCCUCCAGGGGGCGCACUAGACCUUGCCAGCAAGGAACUACCGCCUCCAUCUGCUCCCAAGGUGCUAGGGAAGAUGGUUGGUUUCUGUCUUCCCCAGCUCUGUGGGCCGAGUUUCGUGGGACUCUGGACUUUUAUAUUUGGUGACCAGUGCCCUCUGCUUCUGUUUGACUCCCCUUGACCUCUCUACUAUGCAUUUUCCUUUUAUCAGGUGUAUAAAGUUAAAUACUGUGUAUUUAUCACUUAUGAGAACAUGAACUGAAAAAGAUGAGCUUUCGGUUGUUUUUUCACAGGUGUUCAAGCUUCUCUGUAAACUUGAAAUAAACAGACAGCAAAAUGGUGCAAA
Apodemus sylvaticus (European woodmouse) is the source of this 5063-nucleotide messenger RNA. It is a transcript of the gene Camkk2, whose product is annotated as calcium/calmodulin dependent protein kinase kinase 2. NCBI's taxonomy places the organism in Eukaryota, Metazoa, Chordata, Mammalia, Rodentia, Muridae. The transcript has 17 exons. Gene Ontology annotation, molecular function: ATP binding; protein kinase activity. The record is from RefSeq and is a predicted model, not a curated record. Gene Ontology annotation, biological process: protein phosphorylation; activation of protein kinase activity; CAMKK-AMPK signaling cascade. Bases 464 to 2227 code for a protein of 587 amino acids.